Molecule: messenger RNA, 717 nt
Organism: Aureobasidium melanogenum CBS 110374
Lineage: Eukaryota; Fungi; Ascomycota; Dothideomycetes; Dothideales; Saccotheciaceae
Exons: 1
Source: RefSeq, a predicted model, not a curated record
UUGCUUUUUGCUUAUUUCUGUUGUUUUCGUGUCUACAGGAAACGAAUUCACUCCGCUCCGCUACUGCACCGUCCAGUCCUGGUCAAGCCGUCGGUACGCUAUCAAAAUCCCAGCGUGAAGGCUUCAACCGACAAGAGGAAAGCCACAAACGUCUUGAACAAUCUCACCAUCAUCGAGACUACUACUGAGUUUGAUAUUCUCAAUGUUCCUCAACGCGAGUGUCAAGUGGACGAGGCUGGAUGCGCCGAUACAGAGGAUGACCCGUCGUUCUACGGAGACCAAAAGCGACGAAGACAGUCUGACUUUCGUGGACGUGUGCAUCAAGUGGCUUCGAGGUUACUAGCUCGAGCCCUGGCUACCGAUGAUGGAUUGACAGUGCUUCGUCGUCGUAGACACUCAACUCCCACACCCAUUGAGGACCAAACAAGCAAUCUGGUGCAGGAAGCCGAGCGCGAGCAAAACGACGGGCAAUCUCGAAAUUCAAGACCUAGUCGGAGAAAGUCUCUACUUAGUCGUGCUCGCUCGUUGAGAGGCGCGAAGAGUAUGUCAGACUUGAAGACGAUUGCUCGUAGUAGGGAGCUCAAAGGUCAGCGUGGAUCUUCCCCUUCAGAGGAACAAGAUCAGGCAGGAGGAAGGAUAGAAUGUGCAGUGGUCAGGAUGAGGAGUAUCAAUAGCGCUAGAAGUGCGCCCUUGUACUUUUCUAGAGCAUCUACAUAA